AUGAAGGCAGAAGAAAGCCCAUGCAUUCAGAAUAAAAAGUGUGAAAAGAAGAACAGUGCAGACAUAGAGCGGCUCAGGGAAAGACACAGUGAAGCAGCAAGGAGUGAAGGUGAGUUAUGUGUAAGCUCCAAAAGAGAUGAGAAUUCGCUGUUUUCACUUACGAAACGGUUCAUCAAAUUGAUUUACAGUUCUCCAGAGCAACAAAUAAACAUGACACAUGCAGCAGAGAUUCUGCAGGUUUGCAAAAGAAGAAUCUAUGACAUAACAAAUGUACUGGAGGGACUGGGAAUGAUAUCAAAGUGGUCGGUAAACAGUGUGAAAUGGAUAGGAGGGAACGCAGAUGAAAUCCUGGCCAUUGAGGGAAUGGAUGCAAAUGAAAACAAACAAAAUAGAAUUUCAAGGGAUGAGGAGGAAUUGGACAACGAUAUAGAAAGAUUAAAUAGAGAAAUAGCGGAGCUAUCCUCCAAUGAAAAUAACCUAGAGAAUGCAUAUGUUACGUAUGAUGAUCUUCAGAAUUUGAAGAUAUUCCAGAACAAACUGGUAUUUGCAGUUAAGGCGCCUGGCGACACGACAAUGGAGUAUCCAAGAUAUCAGAAGGGAGCAUAUAGGUUGAGACUCAUGGCAGAGAAGGGGCAGAUCUCAGUGUAUUAUGUGAAUAAUGAGACAGAAAAAUAA
Messenger RNA from Vittaforma corneae ATCC 50505, 675 nucleotides. RefSeq lists its product as uncharacterized. Gene Ontology annotation, cellular component: RNA polymerase II transcription regulator complex. Gene Ontology annotation, biological process: regulation of transcription by RNA polymerase II. Bases 1 to 675 code for a protein of 224 amino acids. NCBI's taxonomy places the organism in Eukaryota, Fungi, Microsporidia, Nosematidae. The record is from RefSeq and is a predicted model, not a curated record. Gene Ontology annotation, molecular function: RNA polymerase II cis-regulatory region sequence-specific DNA binding; DNA-binding transcription factor activity, RNA polymerase II-specific; protein dimerization activity. The transcript has a single exon.